AUGGAGAGCCGCGUAGGGCUCGACUACAUCGUCGAACAUGCGGAGUACGCCAGCAAACUUGCUGCAGCCCUCACUUCCCCGACUGCUGCAGUUAAGAAGCAGGUAUUCGAACUUCUAUCAGCACUCUGCGUGUACAAUGCGGACGGAUACGCCAGGGCAGUCGACACGUUGGAUCGAUAUAAGGUUUUAAAGGGAGACAGGUAUCGUCUGAGCGUGGUGGUGGAAGAGUUGAAGAAUGCCACCACAAUCGACUACAAGACAGCCCUCGUGGCAUUUAUCAACUGCCUCAUCAUUUCGGCUCCCAGGCUGCCCGACAGGAUACGGGUCAGAAACGAAUUUAUCGGACUGGGUCUCAUAUCGACACUAAGCAAUUUAAGACACGAAGCAGCCAGUCAUCCCGAGUUGGGCGUGCAACUGGACGUGUUCGAAGAGCAGAGGGAGAGUGAUGAGGCCCAGGGGCCGGGGGGUAUCAAUCUCAAUUCGCAUCUUGAUGUUUUCUACGCUAUACUUAAACAAGUUUCUGAUACACCACAAGAAAUCCCGUUCCUCAGUAUUCUGCAGCAUCUUUUAAGGAUUGACCCCAAGGAACCAGUAAGCGAUAUUGUCUGGGACACUGCAGAGACCCUUGUGCAUAGAGCUACUCUUCUUGAGAGUAGAGAAGACGCAGCAAAGUUAUUAAGGGCUCCUAGCGUUCAGGCUAAAAUGGGUUGCACCUGCCAGCACAGAGAUGCUAAUUCAGCAAGGAAGCAGAGCUUACAACGAGCUCUAUCUCCACCCCCACCACCACCACCAGCUCCAAUUCCUCCCCCAGCGGCACCUCUGCCUCCCGCACCACCAGCCCCACCACCUCUUCGUGGUCCCCCUCCCCCUCCUCCGCUGAAUUCUUCCGCACCUCCACCCCCCGGUCCGCCUGCACCUCCGCCGGUUAAUAUAAAGUUGCCGCAACAAGAGAUUCCGCUGCCCAAAACAAAGAUGAAAACGAUAAAUUGGAAUAAGAUACCUAACAAUAAAGUGAUCGGGCAGAACAAUAUCUGGUCGCUAGUCGCGUCGAGUCACAAACACUCUCCGAAGUCGGAGUUAGACUGGAGUGAAAUUGAGGGUCUCUUCUGCCAACAAGUCCAACCCCCUGGAUCGGCAGGGUCGUCACCUCGACUGGGUCGCAGUCCUAUCUGUGACAGCUCCGGCGAAAGAAAACAGCGAAAAGAACCUUCAGAAAUCACUCUUCUUGACGGAAAAAGAAGUCUCAACGUAAAUAUCUUCUUGAAGCAAUUCCGAAGUUCCAACGAAGACAUCAUUCAACUGAUAAGAGAAGGAGCCCACGACGACAUCGGCACUGAGAAACUUCGCGGUCUUCUCAAGAUCCUCCCCGAAAUCGACGAAUGCGAAAUGUUGAAAGCUUAUACUGGUGACGUCACGAAACUGGGCAAUGCCGAGAAGUUUCUUUUGCAGCUCAUACAAUUGCCGAGCUACAAGCUACGCAUAGAAUGCAUGCUGCUGAAGGAAGAGUGGGCUUCCACGGCCGGGUACUUAGAGAGCGCCAUCAACGCCAUUCUUGUGGCCGGAGAUGAUCUCAUGUCAUCUAGGGCUAUUCAGGAGGUGCUGUACAUAGCGCUCAUAGCCGGGAACUUCUUGAACGCGGGUGGCUACGCCGGUGGCGCGGCCGGCGUAAAGCUGUCGUCGCUACAAAAGCUGUCCGACAUUCGCGCUAACAAACCCGGAAUGAAUCUCAUGCACUACGUCGCUAUGCAAGCUGAACGCAAGAACAAGGAGUUGGUGCACUUCGCAGACGACAUUAGGGUGCUGGAGGAGGCGGCCAAAGCGAGCGUGGAACAGCUACACAACGAAAUCAACACGUUGGCGAGUCGAAUCAGCGCGCUGAAACGAGACGUCACCUCGACCGCACAGCAGGACAUCAAAGAGCAAAUGGGCGAUUUCCUUCAGGUUGCAGAAAGAGAAAUAUCAGCUUUAAAUAAAGACAUGGAGGAGGUAGAGAGUAUUAGAAAGCAAUUGGCCGAAUUCUUCUGUGAAGAUCCCGUGUCUUUCAAGUUGGAAGAGUGUUUCAAGACAUUCGCUUCGUUCUGCGGCAAAUUUCGAUCGGCAGUGCAGGAGAACGAGCGCCGUCGCGCCAACGAAGAACAAGCUGCCCAACGACGGAAGGCCAGAGAUGCUGCAGCUGCUGCUAGAAUUAAGACUGGCGGUAGUAUGUGUAGUACCCCGGUAUCGGAGUGUGAAUCUCUUAUGGAGUCUUUGCUGCUAGACAUCAGGAAUGGUCUCGGACGCAGGUCCCUUAGAAAACAGUCCAGAGAUCCAUCGCCGUCGCCAGAUGUCACGCCGACGGGUAGUCUGCGCCGGCGCAGCCGCGCAAGUCCGGGAGAAGACGAGGAGGGUUUGCUCGAAUUCUUACGACAUGCAUCGCCGGCUGCCACCGACCUUCGAGAGAGGAGCGCGUGGGGUAGUCUAGAUCGUUCCUGGUCCCGCCGUGGACCGAUUCGCGCGAAGCUGGAAAUCCCUGACCGGGAAAGGGAGAGGGAGCGUCCUGCUUCGCCGAGAGCCCCGUCGUCACCCGCCCCUCCGGAACCUACUACAACUAAACCUAGGGAAUGGCGUCAGAAAAUUGAGUCUUGGUUGCGCGCGAACAGUCAGGAAGAGAAGCGCGACGCAGAACUGCGCGAGCGCACGCGCCGCCUUCACAACAGGCGGUCCUUGGAAAACGAGUCCGAGAGCGAUCGCAGUACUGCGUUGGAUACACUACCUGAAAGUCGCGGAGAUUGGCGACCCGCGGUGCUCCGAGACACCGACGUCGUGCGGGCUAUAGAGGCUGUCGAAGAUGUGCAACCACCGGCUAAAGACAACCGACUGCCGUGGAGAAAGACGGAAGAAAACGAAGAGAUGCGACGGCUCAGGAGACAACGAUCCAGGCCGCAAAUUGAAUCACAAUCCCUCGUAGCGAUCAGUGAAGAGGAUAAGCGAAAGUUACCAGACAUUACCGUCACUGACACUAAAAUCGACAAAAACGACCGAGUCGCCAUAGACUCGGACAAUAUCGAAACGCCGCCCGCGCAGAGGAAGCUAUUCAACCCACCGCCGGAUAGAGAGCCUUGUAGACGACUACAGUCGUCCCUUAACACGUCUUUGAGCGAAAAACCGUCGACGGAAAUGAAGGACUUAUGCCAAGAAAUACUGGGUGAUGGACAGUUCGACAGGUUCUCGGCAGCGAGAAGAACGAGACGAUACAAGAGAAACGCAGAAGCCAGUCCACCCGAAGAGGAAAAGAAGGAAAUUACUGAACUCUUCGCUGAGACACAAAUAUUACGACCUUCGAAACUGGAAGUUCAAGCGUCGUAUUCCGUCGAAACUCCAGUUGAUACGGCGAAACCUGUCGAGAUCGUCAAAGACGAGAAAGAAAACAGACUAAAAAGGUGGCAGGAUCGGCUGAAAAACCAAAGCACAGAGAAAACUCCGACCAAAGAUAAAGUUCCGCAUUCUAGAAUGAGACGACAGACUUCAAUCAAUCAGGAAGAUGUACAAAAAGCGAUACGAGAACUCAAAUCUCCGACCGAAACGCCGACGGGUGUGUGGUCUAGAAAUGCGUUCAGGCGGUCCGUGAGCGGCAAGGUCGACGCUAAAAAGGAAGUAGAGAGAACGUCGUCACCUAGAAUACCAAAAAUGAAGAGCGAACACGAGUUGAACGACGAGGGUUUUGAAGAAACACAAAGUCUCAAUUCCGAAAGCGCGUCUCAAGGAGCGUCAUCCGGCUGCAACGUCGAGUGCGAUUCGCCGGUCCCGAAGAAGUCACCGGACAUCCCAAAGAAAAUAACAACCAAAGAUGUUAAAAUUCCGCCAAGAAUUCCGCUCAAUCGAACCUUCUCGAACAGAGCUAGUUCUCUGCGAGUCGAACGUUCUACUUCUAGAGCAUCUUUGAGAAGUUCUAGAAGUUCUUUAAACAGCUCAGCGUCAGUCGCGACGGUUAAGAGGGCGCCCGUACCGCCCAAGCCGGUUCCGAAACCCGUCCCAAAGCCGAUUUCAAGGAUGCCCGCUUCGAGAUCGUCGUCGAGCGGCAGUUCCAUAGCGUCGAAGCCUCCGGUCAAAGCCCAAAACAGGACAUCGAAUUUUAUGCGACCGACCCAAGCGUCUAAGGGCAGAGGCUCUCUUCAGCCGACCGUUAAAAACGUCAAAUAG
This is a messenger RNA of Leptosia nina, 4179 nucleotides long. NCBI's taxonomy places the organism in Eukaryota, Metazoa, Arthropoda, Insecta, Lepidoptera, Pieridae. The record is from the annotation of a GenBank genome assembly.